AUGUUAAAACUUACAUUAUUUUCAAUUGUAUUAUAUUGUUCCUUUUAUUCAAAUGUAGACUCAUUAUUUGUACUAAACAAUCACAUAAGAAAGCACUUGUCAUUAACAUCGGAGAAUAAAGUUAAUAAUACACGAUUACUAAAUAAUAAACUAUUAUUUGUCAAUAUUCAUAAUAAUAAUAGUUUGAAUUGUAAAAUUAAAGAUGAAUUUUCACAAAAAUACUGUAAACCUCGGCUUUUACACAAUCAGUACUGGGAUUCUACAAAGAAUCCCUAUCAUAAUAAGACACAAUUUGUUGUUUCAGGUUUAAAUGAUAGUAAAGUAGAAUUUGUAAACUGUUCAGGAUCAGAAGUCCUACCCGAACCUAACUUUUUAGUGCCUUACGACGUCAUACACACAUGUUCAUUUGAUGGCCAUGAGUCUUUAGGAGACUACAUUCAAAACUUGACUCAGGCCCUUGAUGAAAGAUCUCAGAGGAUAUUAUUGAAUCACAAAUUACUGAGUGCAGAAAGAGGAUUGAAUAAUUUUGAGGCCACGGCUUUUAGGUCAAUUAAGGCGUUAACGUACUGGAUAGGAUCGAGAAUUUUAAACACCGCUAAAAAAGCCAGAGACAGUUUCGAUUCGCAGGAUUUGGAGAACGAAAGAAAGGAGUGUAAUCGACUAAUAUUUAAAUGGAUAAAUUAUAACUUGGAUAAGUGGCACUCGAAUAGUCCAGUGGAUGCACAUACAGUCAGCUUGUCAUUUCCGUCUUUCAAACAGGAUUGCUUUGAAGAAUAUGUUGAGGGGAUUUGGACAUACUUUAAUGGGAGAGUUUUCCAGAAUUUGUUACCUGAGUUCUGGGAGCUAACAUAUGGGUGGUUUGACAUAUUGGACCGGAAGUAUCGCAAAUCUUUGACUGAAUCGGGUGAAGUUUUUACCCUGGAAGACUCGGAUUAUAUGAAUUUCCCCAAAUUUAUGUAUCCUAAUCAGCUGAAGCCGUUACCAAGUGCCCUGGCAAACUGCGUUUUCAGAUCGAUGGCGAAAUUGUUUUGUGACACUUAUUCGGCUUUUAAUGACCUGGAUUAUAUAAAUAUUGUGACAAAUGCCUUCAGGUUUGUGGAGACUAACUCUGCUGAAGAGGAAGAAGUUAAUUUCACAGUGCUCCAGAGACCGUAUGAAUCCUUGGUAAACUACGAUUCGGACAAAAUAAGCUUGUUCAACAGCCGUAACGUUUACUCAAAGGAAUACGACUUAAAUGAACAAGCCGCUCUCUUCCUUAACACUCACCACCUGCCGUAUAUUAAAAACAAUUUACACCUCUUGUCGAUAUAUGAUGGAGAUGACGAGAGUGCGCUGAAGAUUUACGAGGCUUCCUUCAAGAAGGAAAAGGAGAUUUUGUCAAGAGAUGUAUGGUUCCACGAGGGCAAGUUAACAAUUCCAGUAACGCAGUUGAGUAAAAGCUUGCUACACAGUGAUCUCGAUGAAUUCUCGAAUGUAAUUGGAUUUGCCUUGAAUGAUCUGUUACAAAUGAGGCCACUGCAGUUAAAUUUUGUACAAAAUAGGAUUGUUUCACUCUGUGUCAAGUUUAUCAACGCCUUGAGAUCACUGGAGGCGUAUUCUUCAAAUUAUGAAAUUGAGCAAAACACAUCAGGCAUAAACAAGACUGUGGAGAAGCUUAAUUUUCCACUCAUCCAGUGCGUGUUGUUUACCAUGACCUUACAUGAGAAGUGUGUGACGAAUAAUAACCUGUAUCCACUAUCGAAUGAUUUUAUAAGGAAGAGUCAGCUUGAAGGCCUAUUGGACAUGGAUCGUCUACAAAGUAAGGAUACAAAAGCCUAUGAAAGCAGUGUUUACAACAAGUUUCUUGGCCAAAAGGAGCAGGAACCAGUGAAGUUCAUACAGGAAUAUUUGGAUGAUUCCGUGGCAGCUGAUGACCAUGACGCUCUGCGUUUCCUGGUUAACUACUACAACUUUAACCUGUUUGGGGGACGCCUGCCCAUUGAUAUUCAAAUUAAGUUUAAACACGCGGAUUGCUUGUCGUCAAACGACGUGUGUUCAGUUGUUUCAACGCCUACCAUAUAUAUCAAUCCCCUUUUUCAAAACAAUAAGAAGUUGAUAUGCAGAUUAAUAUUAAAUGAGUGUAUUAGUAUAUUUCUGAAGUGGUCAAACAAAUUUGCACACCAAGAAAACAAGCAAGCUGUUUCACUAAACGAUAUUAUGGAAUACAACAUGGAAAGGAGGAUUAAAAACCAUAUAUUGAGCUGCACGGAGCCAUCUCUUUCGUGGCCGUUUUACCUAGAUGACCUUUUGUUGUCGAAUGAAAGCACCUACAGCAGGAGAAAGAUGUCUGAGAUGUUUAGAGAAUCCUUUGAAAACCAGGACGUGGUUAAAGUCAUGGCCAAUUUUAUAAAACGGGAGGAUGUCUCUGACAUGUGGAAGGAAGGGAAACUGCCCACACGCGACUUCCUGUCGUCGCUGUUCUCAGGAGUUUACGACUUGUCAUACGCCAUUCUGGCGAACCCGGCAUCCAUUCAGGUCACCAGCAGGCUGAAUCUCAGUGAUCUUAACUGUCUGGAGAAUAAGUUUAAGCAGAUUUGCGACGAAUACUACAGCUUACUCUACGGAAGGGACAAUGCGUUGAACACCGUUUUGUAUUUGGAGGCGCUGUCGAUAGUCGAAGCGGCCUUCGAUGAGCUCAGGGAGCAGUGCAUCAAGAACACUCUGAUUUACACGAACGAUCUGGUCGAGUCAAUAUCGAACGUGACGAACAUACUGACCAACUCCAUACAGGUUCAAUGCGAGGAUUCGAACAUUAAGCUCGACAAGCAGACGCACGUCUGCACGCCUGCCUCGAACUCGCCAGAUCUGGACCUUGGUGAUGGUUGCAUAGGGGAUUCUGAGAAGCUCACGGCUGAGGAGGCCUCGAGUCUCUGCAACCUGCUCUACGUGAAGUACAAUAAGUUCCUUUUCCAUGACUUUCUCCCAGAUGUGGAGAUUCGGUUUGAGGACUUUGACGAACUCUCGUCCCUGCGGGUGGACUUGACUGGCUUCUCCAAGCCGGUCAUCUUAAUAAAUAGCCACGUAGAUGACAUAAACCUCCUCAACUCGCAGAUGGUUCUCCAAAUGGUGUACCUCUCGUACUAUUAUUUCCGACACGUUACUUCAGAGGAGUUUCGCAACCAGUUCGGCCACGACUUCAAAUCGGCCUUUAAUGUUGUCCACCACACGAGGACCAACUUCCUCAAGUCAAAGCUGAUCCCCGUCAAUCUGGAGAAGAAAAUAAACUCCACAAAGGAUAUGAAAACCCACAACAAGCAGUACGUCGAUUUUAUCAGGAGGACUCUGGAGUAUAAGGACAACGACCUGGUUACCCUGAGGGUUAACGACUUUGUGUACGAGGUUCUCGAGGGGAGGGAUAAGUUCAAACACGACGACAGGCUUUGCAAUCAUUACGAAGGCCUGGAAACGUUGAAGGCGUUUGCUCGCCACUACUUCAACUUGCUGUCUAACUCCUCUAACGUCGGCAAACACCUAACUCCUGAAACUGUUAGUACUUGUGAGGACUCCGAGGCUGCUUCUGACACUGACAAAUCGCCCGGUUUGGACAAGAUUUUGGACAUUUUCUCUCCCGGCAUGAUGAAGAACGGCUGGAUUACGAGCAUGAUGGAGCACGUUGAGCGCAAAUUGGACGAUAAACAGAUCGGCGUAUUCUUGCAGCCCUCCGACACUGACUGGCAGUCCCUACUGACUGACCAGCAACUCGACCUCGUCAUUGCGUAUCUUUCAAAGCACCCCCAGGAGACCUUUUUUGCGAUCCUCACCAAGAGCGGCGCCCUCAGCAAACGUCAGGCUGUGGACUUGAUCAGCAAAUGCAUCCACAACGACCCUCAGUUCACACAGAAGAACUUUGCUUCUGCCCUCGGCGCCACUCACAGGGACUCCCUCCCCGCCACCGGUCCCGCUGUCGAGAUCGUCGACGACGCUGGCGCCGUCAAGUCCCACGAGCAGGUGGGCGUGGACGACGUUGAGGACUGUUUCAACGAGGAGGUCUCCUCCGCCCUCGAGCAGCUCCCUCCCAACGAGCAUGACACCUUCCUCCUCUUCCUCCACAGGCUGCUGGAGCGGGACUUUGACGCCUGCCGGAACGUCCUCAACUCUCACAGCUCCCCCUCCCUCCUCGUUGACAGGUCCGCCCAGGUGCUCAGGUCCAUAAACUCGCGGAACAUUAUUGAUCCUGCCGCCUUUGGGCAGAUUGAGCAGUUUCUCCACAACUAA
Messenger RNA from Theileria orientalis strain Shintoku, 4254 nucleotides. RefSeq lists its product as hypothetical. The record is from RefSeq and is a predicted model, not a curated record. Bases 1 to 4254 code for a protein of 1417 amino acids. The transcript is spliced from 2 exons. NCBI's taxonomy places the organism in Eukaryota, Apicomplexa, Aconoidasida, Piroplasmida, Theileriidae.